This is a messenger RNA of Argentina anserina (silverweed cinquefoil), 2171 nucleotides long. RefSeq names its product DEAD-box ATP-dependent RNA helicase 18-like. Gene Ontology annotation, molecular function: ATP binding; nucleic acid binding. NCBI's taxonomy places the organism in Eukaryota, Viridiplantae, Streptophyta, Magnoliopsida, Rosales, Rosaceae. The record is from RefSeq and is a predicted model, not a curated record. Gene Ontology annotation, cellular component: nucleolus.
UUCACCUCCUACCCCAACAGCGCGUUAAGCAACACGCGCUUCUCCGACCUCAAGCCGCCACUCUCCGAGCCAGUCCUCCGAGCCCUAACCGCCGGCGGCUUCGACUUCUGCACUCCGGUACAAGCCGCCACAAUCCCCCUGCUAUGCAGCUUCAAAGACGUCGCCGUCGACGCCGCCACCGGCUCCGGCAAAACCCUAGCCUUCGUCGUCCCUCUCGUCGAGACCCUCCGCCGCGCUUCCACCAAUCCCAAACCUCACCAGGUGAUGGGGAUGAUCAUAUCGCCGGCGAGAGAGUUGUCGUCGCAAAUCUACAACGUGGCGAAGCCGUUCAUUUCGACAUUGCCGAAUUUCAAGUGUGUGCUGUUGGUUGGUGGAUGGCAAGUGAAAGCUGACAUGAAGCUGAUUCAGGAGGAAGGGGCCAAUUUGCUGAUUGGCACACCAGGUAGACUCUACGACAUUAUGGAACGCAUGGAUAGCUUGGAUUUACGGAGCUCUGAGAUUUUGAUUUUGGAUGAGGCGGAUAGGCUGUUGGAUAUGGGGUUCCAGAAGCAGCUGACUGACAUUAUAUCUCGUGUGCCAAAGCUUCGAAGAACUGGUCUUUUUUCUGCUACGCAGACUGAGGCGGUAGAGGAGCUGCUGGCCAGGGCGGGUUUGAGGAAUCCGGUGAGGGUUGAAGAAGUACGCGCGGAGUCGAAAUUGAAUAAGGAUACAGCAUUGUCACAGCUAUCAGCUUCGUCCAAAACACCUUCCGCCCUUGCACUGGAGUAUAUGGAGUGCGAGGCAGACAAGAAGCCGUCGUAUCUGGUGGAUAUCCUUGUUAAGAAUAAGGCGCACAAGACCAUAGUGUACUUCAUGACUUGUGCUUGUGUUGACUACUGGGGAGCUGCUCUUCCGUGCCUUGCUCCCUUGAAGGAUCUCAAUCUGAUUGCUCUCCACGGGAAGAUGAAACAGGUAAAAGCAAGCUGGCCAACAGACUUAGUGAGACUCAUCAUUCGUUGUUCUAUUACACUCUAAGUUGCAAGGGACAAAGCUCUAGCCUCAUUUACAUCUCUCUCAAGUGGCGUCCUUCUGUGCACUGAUGUUGCAGCCCGUGGACUUGAUAUUCCUGGUGUUGACUGUAUAGUGCAGUAUGAUACACCUCAAGAUCCUAAUGUUUUCGUACAUAGAGUUGGCAGAACAGCACGUAUGGGUAGACAAGGAAGUGCAAUUGUUUUCCUGUUUCCAAAGGAGGAAGCUUAUGUGGAAUUUCUGCGGAUAAGAAGAGUUCCUCUUCAAGAAAGGAUAUGUCCGGAUGAUGUCUCUGAUGUUGUUCCUCAGAUACGAUCUGUUGCAAAAAAAGACCGUGAUAUCAUGGAAACGGGUAUGCGGGCUUUUGUUUCUCACAUCCGUGCAUAUAAAGAACACCAUUGCUCCUACAUCUUCAGGUGGAAAGAACUUGAAACUGGGAAGUUGGGCAUGGGAUUUGGGCUACUACAGCUCCCUGCAAUGCCUGAGGUACAGCACAACACUCUUUCCACCGAGGGUUUUGCCCCUGUUACAGACAUCAACCUGGAGGAGAUCAAAUACAAGGACAAAUUUCGUGAGAAGCAAAGGAGGAGGAAUCUGCUAGCGAAGAAAGAGGCAAGAAAGCAAGAACCUAAACCUAAAAAAAACGAUAAAAACAUAAGUGCUAAAGCUAAGGUGAUGAAGAAGAAAACAGCUUAUAAAAGACGUGCUGAGCAGACAGUCCAAGAUGCUGAUGAGUUGACGAGAGAUUAUCGCCUGCUAAAAAAGCUGAAAAAGGGGACUAUUGAUGAGGCUGGGUUUGCUAAGAUGACAGGAACUGAAGACUUACUCUGAAGUUGAUCUCAUAUUCUACAGAAUGUGAUUUUGGAAAUCCAGACAUUGGUGAAGUGAAAGAAAAGGAUUUAGCCAUUGGGAUAGGAACUCAUAUUCAUACAGAAGUAGCCAACACCAAGAUAUUUCGGGAGAGAACACGCCAAAAAUGUGGAGUGGCAUUCUUAGGAUGAAGGUCUGUAUAUGAGUCGGAAAUUUCAACACCUGUAUCGUAUUUAGUUUAAUUUGUAUUCCUCUGAAUACACUUGAUCUUGCCACAAUCUGCAAAGCAAGAACAGAGAGUGUACACAUGUUGACAAUCAGACAGUUUUCAGUCUAAUGAAACAGUGUUGUGC